CCGACAGUACGUGGACCGGUGGACGUACUACAUAUACUCUAUCAAACUAUAGAAGACCAAGAAGCACAAUAUAUGACCGAGCGAGCUGCCACACCUGAAGUGCAAUACAGUAAUCGAGUAUAUUUGUGCGAUAAAAAUAGUUCAUAUGAAUAUUUAGGUCUCAAUUUAUAUUAUUGUGGUCAGGUUACCUCCUUUUGCUCCGUUCUAGCUAUACAGAUAAAGCAUAUGAAGGUCUACGCAGAAACGGUUACUUUAAAGCUUAAACAAAUUUUGUAGGUACGGUGCAUGUAAAUCGACAUCUCCCAUACAACAAACAAGAUCUGUGCACUAUAUCCUCACUCGACGAAGACUAUUGAAUGUAUUUUAAGUUUCAAGAACAACGGUUGAAAUGACAGAUCAUGAUCACGCUACACAGCCGCUGCUACAGCAAGUGGCAGACAAUGAACACAAACUCACAAACUUCCAUUCUAGCAUCUCGCAACAACAGGGGGUGAAAGAUGCGACGGUUGAUCCAGCACAAAGACCUCUGGUGAAAUCACUUAACAGGUUCAUAUUCGGCAUGGUGCUCUCAUUUGCGUACAACUUGGGCAUGCUCAUCAUACACAUCCACACCCAGGGAAAAUCUUACUUUGGAUUGAUCAUACCCAGUUUCAAAUAUGCCAUGCUGCUUUAUCUGGGCGUACAGACACGCCGUCUAGUGAUUAACUACUUCGAGAAGAGCGGGGCUUCACCUGAGGAACAGUUGCAGAAUGCAGCUAAGGCGAUAGUUAUGAUACGAACACUUAUCAUGAGAGUGGGCAAUGUGGCUAUAAUGACAACACUCAUUGCGUUUGUAACCAGGGUGGUGCUGAAGCACGAGGAUCCGGAUGUAAAGGAUUUUCCUCUGUGAAGGGGAGGUAUAUAAUAUUUACUGCACACUACAUGACGUAUACUAUAUAUUGAGUCUCGUAUACAUAUACCUCGAACAAGGUUGCUAUGGCAACUGCUUUUAUCCGAGAUAUAUCUAGUACGCUACGUAGUCGAGCAUGAUGAUCUUGGGCGAACAGUUUGCGUACGAGAGUUUAAGGCACACAGUGUGAGAUUCGGAUCAUAUCCGAAUAUGAUAGAUACCCGGUACUACUUAUCCCAAUUCUAUAGAUAGUAGAAGAAAGCCUUGUUGGGUGCUUAAACCUGCAACCCGUGCUCGAGCAUCAACUAUGCGCGUGAGGGUCUGGAGACGAGAUUGUACAUUGUUCGAGUUCGGAGGAGGGUACAACCAUUCGAAGGAUCGAUGUUGAGUGGUCUCGUGCUACUGAUGAGAGUCAGUAUAUGGCGAUGUGCAUGGAAAGAGAGAACGACUUUACGAACGAAUGAGACAAUACACACAUUGUUCGUUGAUGUCGUGCUGAUGCCGAGAUUAGAACUCUGUGGUACUUACGAAGUACCGGGAGAUUCACUGGGGGUGCGACGGCGAGAGAUGUGGUGGAUCGGUAUAGAUAUACUCUGCUAUGUACGCUAUGUAUAUACUCUUAGAUGUGCUAAGCAUGUACUUCUGGAUGUGAUAAGCAUGUACUUCUAGAUGUGCUGUCCAACACGGUUUAUACAUGUGCUCACGUUGGAUCACUUAGAGUGAUCGCACAUAUGCACGUGGAUAUACACCAUGCAUACACGGUCUUCGAGUACAGAUUCACACGCGAUUAACGUAUACGCGUGUGUAGGAUUGUGGGUUUGUUCAAGAAUAACGAUACCGCGCAUAUAUCCCAAUUGUUGGAUUACCGAUCAUGGAACCAAUCAUAAAAUACGAUUGUUUAAGGUCGCAUAACUUGACUAGUCUUCUUGUGUGAUUG
Sphaeroforma arctica JP610 is the source of this 1826-nucleotide messenger RNA. RefSeq lists its product as hypothetical. Lineage: Eukaryota; Ichthyosporea; Ichthyophonida. The transcript has a single exon. Bases 389 to 889 code for a protein of 166 amino acids. The record is from RefSeq and is a predicted model, not a curated record.